CACCGAAGACGCCCUUAGCAACAACACACAGCUCGGUCGAAUAAGAUACUUUCACCACUCAGAAGAGGGAUUUAACAGCGCAGCAUUACUGCUCUGACUCCAGCUGAAGAUUCACGCAGAGAGGAUCCUCCGUUUGCUUUCGCGGCAAACAUGGGGCUUGUACACAACCUGUCUGCUUCUUUUAGGUAGCGGUCUUUGAAAACGAGUGAAGCUGUCCCGAAGGAGGACAAAUCCUCGGGGCUCGACGAGUGGCAGCAUAGCUGUUUGCUAACUACCGAGACGGGAAUGGUGCUCUUGACCGACUCAUUGUACCGCGAGAGAAAGGCGAGGGGUUCGAGGGCCAGGCCAGCUAGCUGUGAUAUUUGGACUCAAACUAUUUUCAACAGAGGGAGCGGCUCCGGUCCGGACGGGUGUUUUUCUGCGGCUGUUCAUGCUAGCUGGCUGGCUAGCUGAAGGAAACGACCCCCACUGCCUGUUGAGGGUUUUUUUUUUCCGCACAGCAGCGGAGCGUGUGAAAACGUGGAUGAAUCUCAUUUAAACCCAAUAAAUAACGCUGACAAUAAAGAAGACUACUCGAAUUGGUUCAACCAGACCCAUUCAACGGUUGCUGAACUCUAUAAACACACAGACUUUCAAAACAAGAAGUUUUAGAUGUUAUUAACCGAGUUUAAGUUUUAGCUGUGUUCUCUUUUUGUUUGUUUUAUCCGGGAUUUUGCCCCCACUUCGGAUGUUGGAACUACAUCUUAAUUAUGAUGAUCAUAAGCAGAAAACCUGAGGGCCCAAUAGCAACAGACAUGCAGCUCAUUCCUGCUGGCUGCUGAGGCUGGCCUGUACCAACCGUUAAAGUCGUUUUUGGAGCUGGUGAUCAGCACGCCACGGUGACGGCCUGUACGACUCUUACAUGAGGACCGACCACAUCCUAAAAAACGAAGCAGAUACUAACAGUCCUUCAGGGCUGCCCCCGGUACCCAAACACACUGUUGUGAGCAACAAGACCAUCAUGAGGGAUCAGGCGGCCACGCGAGGUGGCCAGCUGAAGGUCAAGUACUUGUACGAAGACUCGACAAAUAACCGGAAAGUCAACACCAUCACAUCGAUCACUCAGAACGGCGGGAGCACCAGCCAGACGCCCACCAAGUCUGUCCCUGUGUCCAGUCUGUCCAGCACGGACAGCAGCGACUCUACUAAAGGCUCCAGUGAGUCUUCUGGGACACACGGAGCCGGAAACGGAGGGAGCAGCGGGAAGAUGUGUGGCCCCCUGAGCCCUGACCAGGCCCUGAGACUCUACCGGUCUCAGCUCUCUGCCCUGGAGCAGACCGAGAUCCACUCCUACCCAGACAUUUACUUUGUGGGACCCAGCGCCAAGAAGCGGCCUGCUGUUGCUGGGGGCAACAACAACUGCGGCUACGACGACGAUCAGGGCGGGUACAUUAACGUUCCUCAUGACCACCUGGCCUACCGAUACGAGUUCCUCAAAAUCAUCGGCAAGGGCAGCUUUGGACAAGUGGCUAAAGUAUACGACCACAAGCUGCAGCAGCACCUGGCUUUGAAGAUGGUGCGUAAUGAGAAGCGUUUCCAUCGGCAGGCGCAGGAGGAAAUCCGUAUCCUGGAGCACCUGCGCAAGCAGGAUCGUAACGGCGCCAUGAACGUCGUGCACAUGCUGGAAAACUUCACCUUCCGCAAUCACAUCUGCAUGACCUUUGAGCUGCUGAGCAUGAACCUGUACGAGCUCAUCAAGCGCAACAAGUUCCAAGGCUUCAGCUUACCUCUGGUCAGGAAGUUUGCACACUCCAUCCUGCAGUGCCUGGAGGCCCUGAACAGACACAGGAUCAUUCACUGUGACCUGAAGCCUGAAAACAUCCUCCUCAAACAGCAAGGCCGCAGCGGCAUCAAGGUGAUUGACUUUGGCUCCAGCUGCUUUGAACACCAGCGAGUGUACACCUACAUCCAGUCCCGGUUCUACCGAGCCCCAGAGGUGAUCCUCGGUUCUCGUUACGGCCUUCCCAUCGACAUGUGGAGCUUCGGCUGCAUUCUGGCCGAGCUGCUGACCGGCUACCCGUUGUUUCCUGGUGAGGAUGAGGGCGACCAGCUGGCGUGUGUCAUGGAGCUGCUGGGAAUGCCUCCGCAGAAGGUGCUGGAGCAGGCCAAACGGGCUAAAAACUUCAUCAGCUCCAAGGGCCACCCUCGCUACUGCGGGGUCAACACCCUGUCGAGCGGUGCCGCCGUGCUGACGGGGUCUCGUUCACGCCGCGGCAAGAUGCGAGGCCCCCCGGGCAGCAAGGACUGGUGUGUCGCUCUAAAGGGCUGCGAUGACCCCACGUUUACUGACUUCAUAAAGAAGUGUUUGGAUUGGGACCCCUCAUCCCGCCUCACCCCCUCCCAGGCCCUCAGGCACCCCUGGAUUUUUCGCCGGCUUCCCAAACCCUUAUCCGGGCCCGAGAAGAGCCCGGGGGCAACUGUGAAACGACUCCCGGAGCACCACAGCACCUCUUUUCCCUCCAUCUUGGCUAAGGGGGGGCCGGGCUUAGGCACCACAGCCGCCAGCAACAAACUGAAGAGCAACACGAUGGGAGACGCGGGGGAGUCUCUUCGCACGGUCCUACCUAAACUUGUCUCAUAAUAAAGAUUCCUCAGGAGGAGUCCAGAUAAAGUGGUUUUAAAACUCGUUUGGUUGUUCUGUUAUAUGUUAUAAACUGAGGGGUGUCGACACCCCCGGUUCUUGGUUUUAUUACUAGUGAAGCAAACUCUAUCGGGGGAGACGGCGCCCGUUUUUAUACAGAGGCUGUAAAAGUUUCCGUUUACAGCCUGAUGAUGAGGUUUGAUUUAGAUAACGCUUUUAAAAAAAGAAACUUUUAAUUGUUUGAGCUUCGUUAAGGAGGAUGUGUUUUUAUUCUGUGCUUGUUUUUAGCUAAAACACAGACACACUUGAGCACACCUGCACUGUCACUGUCCACACACACACACACACAUGACGCUGCCAUUUUCAUACUUGUGAAACUUGAAAAGGGCUACAGAGAUGAAUCAGGUUAGUUACCUAGAUCAAUGUUAAGUUAUUAGAAGAGACUGACAUCUUUUAUGCACAAAGUUUUUAAACAGGAUCGGGUUAUUUGUGUGGUGAAGAGCAACAAAAUCUGCUGGCCGCCGCGUUUGCAUGUCAGCUCAGUGUCUGAUGUGUGAAGGAAAGGGCAUGGGACAACCUAUUUACAGCUGUCAUCCUCCCCCUUUAGCUUCGCCACACUAGUGACAGAAAUGGGGAGGGAGGUGAGGUUGUGGAGGACAGUAGUCCUCCACAACCUCACCACAGAGAGACUUUUACGAGGCACGGCUAAACCGAUAAAUACGGGAGAUUCAGAACAUAAAUGUUAGGGCGAUUUUCUGGGGUGUUGUUUGACAAUGUGUAGGAUUGCGAGUAAGACGAGGAGAGGAUCGAGUAGGUAGUUUUUUUUUGGGGGGGGGGGGUUGUAGACGACAGGUCAGUGUUGGACAGUUUUAAGGUACUGAAGAGCGACGUGUUUCUCAGGGAAACAUUCUUUAAAUCGCUGCACUCCACAUUUACAGGCAUCUCCCCCACCUAUGUGGAUCAACGAUCCACCAAACAGCCAACAUUUCACUGCAGGGGGGGGGGGCAUGCGCCACAGUCUGACCUAGAUUCACUCCUCACCCCCCCCCCCCCACUCACUCCUCACUCACGCAUGCAGGGAGCCUCUUCAGCUCACGUUUUGGGUUCAUUAUGGUGCUGUCCAAAAGAGAAACACGUCAGGUGCAACAUGUUGAUGUGGACCACACCUUUUUAAAGAGUGAUCUCUCUCUCUAGUCCCUCGUUUUCUGAAGUGACACUGUCAGGGAUUUCUACUUGGUUAUGUAUUUUUUUUUAAUAGAAGUGGUUUCUAUCUGUUUCUAUUUUCACUCCAGAACAUCAAGAGGAUGUUGGACACAAAACAGGAAGGAGAGGGCAGUGCAUUAAAGUGUUGUGUUAAAGAUAGUCGCGGGUGUUCAGCAUGAAAUAACCACCUGUUAAUCAGCCUGAGUUGAAAAGGUGAAAUGAGGUGAAAACGUUGUACAGUAACCAAAUGAAGUUGUGAUAGUUUCUUUUUCUACAAAAAAAAUAAAACUUACUGUUAAGUGAAAA
This is a messenger RNA of Nothobranchius furzeri (turquoise killifish), 4129 nucleotides long. RefSeq names its product dual specificity tyrosine phosphorylation regulated kinase 3 (gene dyrk3). NCBI's taxonomy places the organism in Eukaryota, Metazoa, Chordata, Actinopteri, Cyprinodontiformes, Nothobranchiidae. Gene Ontology annotation, biological process: peptidyl-threonine phosphorylation; peptidyl-serine phosphorylation; cytoplasmic stress granule disassembly. Gene Ontology annotation, molecular function: ATP binding; protein serine/threonine/tyrosine kinase activity; protein serine/threonine kinase activity. The record is from RefSeq and is a predicted model, not a curated record. Gene Ontology annotation, cellular component: nucleus; cytoskeleton; cytoplasm.